CAUCUACUAGCAAGCAAAAAGAUGGUUUACAUCGGUUUCAGCCUGAAAAUCGAUAAUAUUGCAUGUUAACGUGAAUCGUGAUGUUUACGUCACUAGCAGACGACACGCCCGCUUGUCUAACGUUUUUUACAUUGCUAUAUAGUGAGAGGGACAGUUCGUUCAUAUCCUUGGCAGCUUUCGGAGGAAAGUUCAUAACAAUUCGCUUUCUCACGCUUCUAGAUCAGUGCAAAGUUACUUACGAUUGCUAUACAACCUGCCCGGCGCUUGCUUUCUGCUUCUUGAAAUCGUUAUCUUUAGUCAUCUCAUUUGGCAUUGUUCUGCUGAUUGAACUCUGACGUCUACUUGACGGAGAGCUGAUUCUAAAUAAUCGACGACUCUUACCAAUCCUGUCAUAUACCAGCAACUUCUGCCUGGUCUUUUAGGGUUACUGUCAAGUGGAUUUGUAUUUGGUUAGUGUAAUUCCAACAGCAGCGUGUCUCUGAUUAGAGUUUGGUGCUCGCCACAACUUCCAUAGACUUAUCUACAUUGACCCUUUUUUCCACUGUCCCGCCAUCGAAAAUAGACGAUGACGGGUGAAGUGGUAAGCUACUCGGGACCCGGUCCGGGAGACUCCAACUCUCAUAUUGUCGAGCCACCAAUUGAAAAUGAUGCUGAGAUAGGAAAGCAAAAUUCCAGCCCGCCCUCAUCUCCUCGGCGCUGUCCGUUCCAGCAAUAUGUUGAUGCAGAUAAAUUGGGCCGUCUCAGCGGAACGUCCGUUCUCGAUUCACCCGGAAUAAGCUCCCUCGGACGGAGGUCCAAUGGCAGAGCAUCAUUUAUGGGAGUUAGAAAACGUUCACAUUUGCAUAAUAAAACGGCCGAAGAGGUUGAACGAAUCGUUCAAGCUGGCAAGAUCCGCGAGCUAAAGAACUGCAUUCGUUCUCACCAGUGGUUGCCGUUUGAUUGCGUCCGCUCUCGGCUGUGGCAGAUCAUUUCCAGCGUGCACGUGAAAGAUAAGGCAACGAUGGACUCGUUGUACUGGGACACAGUCAAACAAAUUUACGGCACUCACGAUCUGGUCAUUAAGACUGGUCCACUGCCGACUUUUGUCGAGCCUUCGUUCCAGAUGUCUUACUAUCUGAACGAAACGGGCAUUCAGGUGGCUCGGCGUGUCGUCAACAUCAUAUCAUACUCGUGCCCCGAUAUCACGUACGCUCCCAGUUUAUACCCCAUCACUUGUCUCCUGCUCCACUAUAUGAGCGAGGAGGAUUGCUACGCCUGCGUCUCACAUAUGGUGGCGUCGAAGAAAACAAAAUUCAUUACGCAAACAAAGUUGCACUUUGAAACGAUCUGGAGAACGUCAAUGAUCUUGUGUCGGCGACACGCUAAAUCCGCCGUCUCAUACAUUGCUAAACAAGCCGGAGAGAAUAGCAUUGUAGAGUCUAUCCAUCAGCAAUGGCUGAAUUGCAUUUUCAAAGAAUUGCCAUUCCAGCAUUUGGUGCGCGUGAUGGAUUGUUUCUUAUUCGAGGGCCGUAAAGUCAUGUACCGUGUCUGGAUGGCCAUUCUCCUUCUUUUCCAUAGGCACCUGGCAUCUCUUCCGCCCAACAACCGACCUGCAUUGAACAAAGAGUCUGUCGUGGAGUCGACGUUGUUCGACUUCUGCCACAAUUUGCCUUGCAGCCCCGAGAAGUUACUAAGAACUGCCUAUGGAGUGCGGAAUUUCAGUUCGUCCGAAAUGGACCGACUAUUCAUCAAAACGGAGAUGUAUCUCAAAUCGAAGGCGGCGGCUUCAGCAUCGAUGCCCAACAACAAGAACACCAUGAUCCACCGGUCGCGCUCCAGCGACGUCUUACCCACCAGCCAGUCGCAAGUGAACAUCCAAAUGAUGUCCCACACGCUGACUAUUCGUGAGCUGCUGACGGUGUGGUCUUGGCUUCCGGUGAGGAUCACCAUGUAUCAACCAGAGCUGUUGUACACAACCGAGGAGCACGGCUGCAGCAUGACGACGUUCUUCAACCGAGUAGAACAACACGAACCCACUAUCCUCAUCGUCAAAACUACCACUGAAGAAGUAUUCGGAGCCUAUUGCUCAAGUCGGUGGGCAGAACGGAAUUCGAAAGAUUGCCACGGCGGUCGACAGGGAUAUUUUGGAACGGGCGAGACGUUUGUCUUCACCCUCGUACCUAACGAAAUCAAAUACCCUUGGGUUGGAAUCAGCGCUACCUCUUCUGCUGAAGGCCCGUCUUGCGUACGACACGCGGCCGAACUCUUCAUGGCAUCCGACGGGCACAUGGUUACUGUCGGUGGAGGAAAAGGUCAAGCUAUCUGGAUCGAUGAAAACAUUCGUUAUGGCAAAACAGACAUGUGCCUGACGUUCAACAAUCCACCUUUAGCAUCCACAUCAGAUUUUGAGAUUAAAGUGCUUGAAGUUUACGGUUUUCAGAAUGUCUAGUAGUUGAAACGAACGCAAACGACGUGAAACCAAAUCGACUGGAGCACAGCCGUCAUACGAAAACGGCCAGGCAAAAAUCCUAUCCUCUACCAAUAGACAAAAAAAAAAAAAUCUAGGUCCAUUUCAACUAUAAUUAGCUUUUGUUUUUUGUUUUUGUUUUUUUUUUAAGUCAAUUUAUGUUUUUUCCUUUUCAUUUUUGCAAGAGAACUAAACAAAAGCGUUCCAUGUUCAAGCUUAGACUAGUCGUUGAACCCCUUGGCGUGUCAAUCGUCGUCCCUCGCAAUCAAAAACAAAACAAAAACAAGCAGGAAUGUGUACUCUAUUCAUAUAGAGGCUGUACUCGCGCGCGUAUCUACUCCACUUCCUCCCUCCCCCAAAAAAAAAUAUUUGUUGCUGCUCUAUCCGGUUUGGCUUUUGAUUGUUUUUCUUUUCGCGUCUCGUUGCGUUCCCGAUGUCUGCACGUGUUCUACUUAAACGGGAAAAUUCGGCGAGUCCCACGAUGUUCAGGUUUCACGCUCGCCAAGAAGAGGUGACUAGUCAACUUCAGCAUGUUUAAAUGGUACUGCUCUUUCGGUCGUGAAUUUGAAUUUUUAAAAAGAUCCCUACCCUCUACCACCCUAAAAAAAAAAAUUGGAAAACGAGUGUACCUUGAAGCUUUUUUGCGUAGCUCUUUUGUUUGACCAUUUUCGAAACGAAUUGUCAUAAAUAGCUAAAGAAAAAAAGAAUUGUUUUUGCCCUGUCAGACGUAUUUGUACAUUCCGUGUGGUUCGAAUCUCCCGCGUUUGUCUCUCCGAAAUGUACGAAUUAAAAGAAAGAGGAAUGGGGCAGCUCAACCGACAUGAAAGAGUCGAUCAAAAAUUAACGAAUUGUCAUCGGUGUACCAGCAUUCAUUUUCUCUGUUUUUCAAUGCUUGAAUUGGCAGUUUUUAUUCCCCCCGUUUUGCUGGUGCUCGUAUUUAAUCAGAAAAGAAAACGAUGCCGGAUGACUAAACAAAGCUCCAUAAUACUUAACGUUUGCCCUAAUGCGUUGCAUUUAAUUACGAAUGGCUGUAGGUUGUGCAUAUCUCUGUCCACAUCAUUUUGCUGUCGGUAAUAUUCUUAAAAGAAUAUGACUAUUUAGAAUAGAAGCGAGAAACAAUAGCCGGCCAACACGAUUCGUUUUCUUUUUUUUGUGUCUUAUUAUUUUUUAUCCUUUUUUUUUCCCGAUUACCUUUCGCUGUCGAUUGUUAUUUACAUCGUUCGUCUCCAUUAUAAAUUUAAAGUUUCGAUCAACGAUAUGAUUCUCUUCUAUCCCGCUGCUACAUGCCACCACUAUUAUAUCGGUACUCUCUCUCUCUCCUUCUCUCUAAAAACAAAAAGCUUUUGUUACGUGUAACGUGUACCCGUGUAUAAGUCAAUAAAAAAAAACACACACAC
Messenger RNA from Daphnia magna, 3843 nucleotides. RefSeq names its product GTPase-activating protein skywalker-like. NCBI's taxonomy places the organism in Eukaryota, Metazoa, Arthropoda, Branchiopoda, Diplostraca, Daphniidae. The record is from RefSeq and is a predicted model, not a curated record.